UGGUCACGGGGGUCACCGUCAGCUUUAUUCGGAAGGACUAAACAUGGCGGCGACAGCGGCAGGCAAGAAGGUGUUUGAAGUAUUUGUGUCAAAAGUACCAUGGACCGUCGCAACGAAGGAAGUUAAAGAAUACUUUAGGCAGUUUGGCCAGGUGAAGAAGUGUCUACUGCCUUUUGAUAAAGAGACAGGUUUUCAUAGGGGGUUUUGCUGGAUAGGGUUCACUACGGAGGAAGGACUGCAGAAUGCAUUACAAAAGGAUCCUCACAUCAUUGAAGGAGCAAGGCUCCAGGUGCAAAAAAACAGAAAGCCGUUUUCUGGAAGAAAAUCAAACAAAGAAGCAGAAGACAUCUGAAGAGGACAUCAGAAAUGAUCUGAUUUCAAGCGUCAAGUGUCUCCAGCAACACAGAAUUGUAUUUAUUGUGGAUGUUUCAUCACUGGGUGCACUUGUUUUUCAGAAGCCUAAGGAGUGUUGAUUGCUGUUGUAUUGUCUAGUGUUUUUUUUUUCUUAUAACGUUUAAUGACAUGCGAGUCAAAUAAAAAUGUGAAAAUC
This is a messenger RNA of Sinocyclocheilus grahami, 550 nucleotides long. Its product is annotated as SRA stem-loop-interacting RNA-binding protein, mitochondrial-like. The transcript is spliced from 4 exons. Gene Ontology annotation, molecular function: RNA binding. Lineage: Eukaryota; Metazoa; Chordata; Actinopteri; Cypriniformes; Cyprinidae. The record is from RefSeq and is a predicted model, not a curated record. Bases 44 to 352 code for a protein of 102 amino acids.